Pogona vitticeps (central bearded dragon) is the source of this 1597-nucleotide messenger RNA. The record is from RefSeq and is a predicted model, not a curated record. NCBI's taxonomy places the organism in Eukaryota, Metazoa, Chordata, Lepidosauria, Squamata, Agamidae.
AUGGAUCACGUUGGUUCCGCCCAUUCCUAUCUGAUGCCUUUCCCCACUGCCCGGGCAAGAGAAAAGCGGUGGGCCAGCCCAUUGCGGUAGGGGGUGGAGGGUGUAAGGCCGCUUUCUCUGUAUUAAAUCUACUCCCCCCCCGUUUAAGGGGUUCGAUAGUCUGUUCCCCUAUCACAUUUGGAGGAAGAAACGGCUGGAAAACAGCGCAAUGCCUGUCCAGCCUCUGCCAAAAGAGAUGGAGGCGGAAGGAGACUCUACGGCAGAGAUGAACGGCGAAGAAGAGAGCGAGGACGAACACAGUGGCAGCCAGUCUGAAUCUGAAGAGGAGAGUUCAGAGAUGGACGAGGAGGACUGCGAGCGGCGCCGCAUGGAGUGCCUGGAUGAGAUGCUGGACUUGGAAAAGCAAUUCACUGAGCUGAAAGAGACGCUUUUUAAGGAGCGCCUCAGCCAGGUGAAGGCGAAGCUGGAGGACGUGAUGUCGGGAAAGGCGGCAGAAUAUCUCGACCCUCUGAGGGUCCUGCAGGAUCGCAUGCAGAUUCGGAUUGAAGUGGCCGGAAUCUACCGAGGUUUCUGCCUGGAAGUGAUCCAUCACAAACAUGGCUGUGAAGUGCAAGGAGCGCAGCAACAUUUGGAGAGUGAGAAGCUGAUGCUCUUCGACACCCUCCAGGAGCGCUUAUUGGAACGGAUCCAGCGUUUGGAGGAUGACCGGCACAGUGUCGGCCUCACGUCAGAAUGGUGGGACGACAAGCUCCAGCCGAAGCACAGCUCCAAGGAUUGGGACCCUCUACGGCCCGGAAAGAGGAAGAAACCGCCGCUGGUGUCCGGUCCGUACAUUGUCUACAUGUUGCAUGAGAUGGACAUCAUGGAGGACUGGACUGCCAUCAAGAAGGCUAAAGCUGCAGUCUCGCCCCCGAAGAGGAAACUAGAAGGCCCAGUGAAAGCCGAAAAGCUGCCUUCUCCAUCCCUCUUCUCUGCGCACUGUGAAGACGGCCACCUCCAUUACGAAGGCGAAGUCUACGUCAGAGGGCAAACUGUCUCUUUGCACGUGGGGGACGAGGCGCCUGUCCAGGCGGUCAUUACAGCCAUCAGCACAGGAGAAGUUUGGCUUCGCAGGGAUGAUGGCACCAAGACCAAACUCUACAUGUCCCAGCUUCAGAAGGGCAAGUACUCCGUGCACAGGAUCUAGGAAUUUGGGACCCCCACGACGGGGGCCACAGACUCUGGCUCCCCCCGGGCUUCUCCCGGAACCCUCCAGGCCGUUCUCUUGUGCUUCUCUCGCUUGGAAACCGAGGGGACCUCUAGCCGAAGCUGUGUCCCGUCGCUGCCUCUUUUGAUUCCCGUCCGGGGACAGAAGGGAGAACCGCUCACUGUGACGAAUAUCCCAGACCAGCCUUUCUUGGUCAGAGGACACCGGCCUCCUUGCCGCGCAUCAAGUUGAUGGUAACGCCUGCGAUGCUCCUGCUACGAGCCGGACUGCGCUUGCCAAGCGUGUUUGGCUUCUGUUUGGCAGGAAGUCAGGGCUGGGGUGGCCGGCAGUGCCUCUGUCUGGAAGCCACCACCCCCACCCCCCAAAAAUAAAACACCAAAGUGAAAUCCA